AGCCUAUCUAUGCAAAGAAAAAUAAUUUUAACCGUCUGUAGUUGAAAUAAGUAUUGGGGAGGGUCAACUCUGUCCAAUAGCAUUGUGUGCUUAUGCGGAAACGAUUUACUUCACUUGUUUGUGAAUAUGCCAAUAUAUAAAUGUAUGCACAGCGCGUUUGGAGCUGACAUUUGACUGGGAGUCUACAAGAGAACGUUCUGCGUGAUUCACCCAGAGAAAGCAUUUAACAGUACGGACGUGUACGGAAGGGAAGACAUUUUAGCUCGGGAGGGAAGGAAGUCGCAACAUGAUUCGCCUAUCCCCUGUGAUCCUCGGGACUGUCCUGUUGGCUGGAGCGAUAGUGCACGCACAAGAGGUUCCUAAGUGCGAAGAUGCUGCAUAUCUAAACCGAACAAUGACAAUGGCUGGUGAACAACUCACUGCAAACUGUGAUAUGUUUGGCAUAGUCUGUAUGCCAAAAUGCAAGGAAGUUGUAUUACAGAUCAGGCAUGACGACUGUUUGGGGAAUAAAGACGUUGUUCAUUCGUUAAAGCAAUACACUGAGUUUUAUACUGGCAUGGACUACUUUUGGCGUGGUUUUGAGUCCUGCGAUGCCGAGUUAGAGGGGAGUACUCCUCCAAAUUAUGGUCCUAAAUGUGACGAUAUAGAGACAUAUAUGAAUCAAUCUCUGGAGGGUAUUGGCAAACAAAUGACCGAAAACAACUGUGAUAGUUCUGGUGCAACUUGCAACCCUGCCUGUAAAGAAUUGAUAGAACAGAUCAGGCAAGAUGAUGGUUGCCUAGGAAACGCUGGAAUGAUUGCUUUAAUGAAAAUUUAUACUGCAGCUGUUCCCAUGAUGGAUUUUUUCUGGCGAGCCUACCAUUCAUGUGAUGGCGAGCUAGGAAAACUGGAAACUCUGGGAAACCUCCCAGUUUCGUCCCCUCGAUGUGAGGACCUGUGGACAUAUAUGAACCAAUCGUUAACAGGUAUUAGCGAACGAAUAACCACUGACAGUUGUGAUGUCAUGGGAGAAACUUGCAACCCAAAAUGCAAAGAAAUGUUAAUAGAGAUCAAGCGUGACGAUGGGUGUUUGGGGAAUUCAGGAAUGGUUGCUGUAAUGAAGAUUUACUUGUCAACAUAUCCUGACGUAGCCUACUUUUGGAAGGCGUUUGAGUCUUGUGAUGCAGAAAUAGCCACGGAUAUGAGUAUCAUAGAUCCUCAAUGUCAGAAUCCGACGUAUAUGGACGAUAAAAUGAAGCUUUUCAGUCAGAAUGUGAUGGAAAAUUGUGAUGUAUUUAAUAUAAUCUGCUUGCCAAAAUGCAAAGAAUUGAUAUCCAGGACAAAAAGUGAAGAUGUCUGCCUGGGGAAUAAAGAUGUAGUCAAGUCGUUAAAGACAUUCACAGAAAACACUCCAGGUAUGAACUUCUUUUGGCAAGCCUUCAGAUCCUGUGACGCUGAAUUACUGAAUGGAGACAAUACUACAAGCGAUGGCCCUAUGUGCGACUUUAUGGCAUUUAUGAGCUCGGGUGAAAUGAUGGGUAUUGGUCAAAAACUGAACAGCACCUGUGAUGAAUCAGGUGCAACCUGCAACCCAAAUUGCAAAGAAUACAUAGCACAGAUUAGGCGUGAAGAUGGUUGCCUAGGAAACGCUGGAAUGAUUGCUUUAAUGAAAGUCGUCACUGCAACUAUUCCCAUGAUGGAUUCUUUCUGGCGAUCCUAUCAUUCAUGUGAUGGCGAGCUAGGAAAACUGGAAAGUCUGGGAAACCUCCCAGUUUCGGCCCCUCGAUGUGAGGACCUGUGGACAUACAUGAACCAAUCAUUGAAAAGUAUUGGUGAACGAAUAACCACCGACAGUUGCGAUGUUACGGGGAUUAAAUGCAAUCCAAAGUGCAAAGAUAUGAUUAAAGAGAUCAAACGUGACGAUGGCUGUCUGGGAAAUUCAGAUUUGGUGAAUGUCAUGAAGAUUGUUGCAGC
This is a messenger RNA of Owenia fusiformis, 1953 nucleotides long. The record is from the annotation of a GenBank genome assembly. Lineage: Eukaryota; Metazoa; Annelida; Polychaeta; Sabellida; Oweniidae.